Molecule: messenger RNA, 954 nt
Organism: Symbiodinium natans
Lineage: Eukaryota; Dinophyceae; Suessiales; Symbiodiniaceae
Source: the annotation of a GenBank genome assembly
AUGGGAAGAAUGCUGCUGAAAAUCUACGCUCUUGUUGCUGGUUUGGUUGCCUACGGGCAUGCGGCAGAUGCCACUGCACCAGUCGAGAUGCUGGACUGGGCAACAGGAUGGGGGGACAUGGAUCCUUCAGAGGAGAGGCAUGAGAAAGCGAUGGCUGAAGCUGCACAGCGGAGGGAGGAGCUAGCUCGCAAGGAGUUGGCCGAAGCUCGUGAAGAUGAACGCAUCGCAGCCCAGAAAGCUGAAGAAGCUGCCAAGGGCCUGCGCGGAAGCCCAGCACCUGCAACCAUCAAUCCUGUGCACAGCCAUUUGGAACCCGUUCCCUCUACGGCUGCCCUGGACUCCGCAAAGGAGGCUGAGAUGAAGGAGCGUGAGCACGCAGAGGCAGAAGAAAGAAACGCCCAAAUUCAUAUGGCCAGGGCCACUGCGGCAGCGCAGGCAGCACAAAAGACCCAAGAUCCUGAUGACAAGAAGCAGGCGCAGAAGCGUGCUUCCGCUGAGCUCGCUUUGGCCAAGCAAGCGGAGCACAACGCGACGGUCAAGCGUUUGGAAGCCAAAGUUGCUCAUGAAAAGGUUCGCUUCAUGCAGAUGCAGACGACGAAUGGUCUGCAAAUCCAGGCCACGUCUCAACAGCGCUACUUCUACAUGGCGUUGGGCGGCGCCAUUGUGGGGCUCCUUGGCAUCUUGCUCAUGUCGUGUCGCAAGACACGUAAGGCUGGCGAGACACUGCAGGAGCCACUUCUCUCGAAUGUUGAGACGAAGGCGCCGAGCAAAGAACCAGAGCGGAUGGGAGUCGGAGCGGUCGCAGCAGCAAGCAAAGCAAAGCAAAUUAUAGAAGCGGCAAUGCGAGACGGUCCUGGGCCACAGGAACCUGACUGGGUCAACAAUCAGGACGAUGGGUCUUCCGGAGCUGAGGACUGGUCUCGUGCUUGCAGUUGUCGAAUGCUGGGGCCUUGA